ACAGAGAUGAAGAGUGAGGAGGAAGAGGAGAAGCAGAGGGAGACGAGACCAGAGGAGGAAGAGGAGGAGGAGGAAGCAGCCACUCAGAGAGCUCCUGAUGAUGAGGAAGAGGAGGAGGAUGGUGGCAAGCCGAAGAAGAAGGGUGACAGGAAGUGUGUUCCAGGUAUCGUCUACCUGGGCCACAUUCCUCCGAGGUUCCGCCCCAAACACCUGAGGAACCUGCUGUCGGUCUACGGAGAGGUUGGGCGGAUUUUCCUGCAGCCAGAAGACCGCCAUGUGAGGAAGAGGAAGAAGAAGUCCGGAACGAGAAGGUGUGACUUCACUGAAGGGUGGGUGGAGUUCAGAGACAAGCGAGUGGCAAAGCGAGUGGCGCUGUCGCUCCACAACACGCCGAUGGCCACCAAGAAGCGCCAGAGAUUCUUCUCUGACCUCUGGAACAUCAAGUACCUGCACAGGUUCCAGUGGACUCACCUGAGCGAGCGGCUGGCCUACGAACAGAUGGUGCUGCAGCAGAGACUCCGGACUGAAGUGUCUCAGGCCAAGAGGGAGACCAACUUCUACCUGAACAACGUGGAGAAGAGCGCCCGCCUGGACCAGCUGAGGAAGAAGAGGCAGAGAGACGGGCAGCAAGGGGAGGAUAAGACGUGGGACUUCACGCAGCGCCAGACAGAGGAGGAGAUCCAGAAAAAGAAGAAGAAAGACCCCGUUACCCAGAAGCGCCUGGAUAAAGCCCACCUCCUGCAGCUGGAGAGCCAAUCAAACGUCUCACUGUUGGCUAAGAUUUUCAACUCCAACCAAUCAGAGUAA
Messenger RNA from Fundulus heteroclitus (mummichog), 807 nucleotides. Its product is annotated as activator of basal transcription 1. The annotation marks the transcript as partial. The record is from RefSeq and is a predicted model, not a curated record. Gene Ontology annotation, biological process: endonucleolytic cleavage in ITS1 to separate SSU-rRNA from 5.8S rRNA and LSU-rRNA from tricistronic rRNA transcript (SSU-rRNA, 5.8S rRNA, LSU-rRNA); small-subunit processome assembly; endonucleolytic cleavage to generate mature 5'-end of SSU-rRNA from (SSU-rRNA, 5.8S rRNA, LSU-rRNA). Gene Ontology annotation, molecular function: RNA binding. Gene Ontology annotation, cellular component: nucleolus. Lineage: Eukaryota; Metazoa; Chordata; Actinopteri; Cyprinodontiformes; Fundulidae. The transcript is spliced from 4 exons.